Messenger RNA from Dryobates pubescens (Downy woodpecker), 1040 nucleotides. RefSeq names its product BCL2 related protein A1 (gene BCL2A1). Lineage: Eukaryota; Metazoa; Chordata; Aves; Piciformes; Picidae. Gene Ontology annotation, biological process: mitochondrial fusion; extrinsic apoptotic signaling pathway in absence of ligand; release of cytochrome c from mitochondria. The record is from RefSeq and is a predicted model, not a curated record. The transcript is spliced from 2 exons. Gene Ontology annotation, molecular function: protein homodimerization activity; protein heterodimerization activity; channel activity. Gene Ontology annotation, cellular component: mitochondrial outer membrane. Bases 90 to 614 code for a protein of 174 amino acids.
ACAGCUAUACAAAGCCCUGAGCAUGUCCUGUGCCGCUCACUGCUCAGCCUGACCCGGAGCCCUGCGCUGCUCCCUGCGCUCGCUUCUAAAUGGAAACCGCUGACUUCUACUACGUUUACUACUUAGCCCAGGACUACCUGCAGUAUGUGCUUCAGGAAUCACAGCUGGGGCCAGCCCAGACCAGGGUUGCUCAUGUCCUACGCCACAUUGCAUCCUCUCUGCAAGACCAAACCGAGGAGGCUGUCCGGCCGCUCCUGGACAGCAUCGACAUCUCCUCGGUAGCUGCCGCCAAGAGGAUCUUCAACGGUGUCAUGGAAGAAAAAUUUGCUGAUGGGAAUACUAACUGGGGACGAAUCAUGACCAUAUUUACAUUUGGAGGGCUUCUGACCAAGAAGCUUCAAGAGCAUGGAGUUCAGCUGACCGGUGAGGAGAAGGAGCAGAUUUCUUAUUUCAUCACCGAGUACAUAAUAACCAACAAAGCUGAAUGGAUAGAUGCCAACGGCGGCUGGGAAAACGGCUUCCUGACAAAGUUUGAGAGAAGAUCCCCACUGUCCUUCUCCAAAAUCACAGCCAUGUUUCUGGCUCUUUUUGCCCUGUUCAGAAAGUACUAUUGAAAGCAGUGGGCCUGCCAGGCGUGUCUGACCUAGAUAUUGCCACCAGCUUCACCGCCAAGCUUUUCUCCACGCAAUGCUGAAGAGAAAAUCCUUUCCUCUCAGAACUUUUAAUUUAUUUGUAUUUAUUUGUGCUAAAUGCAACGUUUAGCAUGCUAUCCUACUUGCCAAACCUGAAGAUGAGAUCCCUCCAAAGAGGGAUCAGCACAGCAUCAUUCAGCAAUUCAAGUCACCCUUUCCAGGCAGGACUGCUUCGAGUUCAUUCUCCACGUGCAGGCAGCUGGUGGAAUCUCUGUUGCACCUCCAUGAAAGGACUUUGUUGUACUCAAAUACAAUCCAAUGGGUUAAGAAAUGAGUUUUUAUGUCAUUUGUUUUGGAAAUGAAAUCCUACUGUAAUGCAUUUUAUUGCAACAUUUGUAUGAGCAAGAA